This is a messenger RNA of Plectropomus leopardus (leopard coralgrouper), 1413 nucleotides long. RefSeq names its product small integral membrane protein 32 (gene smim32). NCBI's taxonomy places the organism in Eukaryota, Metazoa, Chordata, Actinopteri, Perciformes, Serranidae. The record is from RefSeq and is a predicted model, not a curated record.
ACGACCCGGUAUGCUGCUGUGUUUUGUCCUUCAUUAAUCCCUCCUUUCGUCUCGUUUUAGUCAAACUGGAUCGAUAAUUCCGUAAGGGCAGGCCGUUGGUAGCUUCUAUCUGACACGUAUCGACCCUUUACUGGAUAAAAUAACAAGCGAGGGGGGUUGAAAAGCACCGGGAUCCGGCGUGCCCUUCCUUCCUCUGCGCCCCUGUGCGCACAAGCAAAGGAGAUCUUGUUGAAGCCUGCUGCGCACCAAGACGCGCAAAAGGACGUGUAUGCGCACCAAUGAUCGCCGCUAAACUUCGCCACCUCUGACAGACCCUAGAGUCAUUUGGAUAUCGCAUCGCAGUCUGUGCUCAAACACACGCGCGGCAGGACGAUUUGGAUUUAAACGCCAACAAGUGGAAUGUGCUCUUUCACGGGGACCCUGAUCUGCGCUGACACGUGGAUUUGAUCAGUUUAAUGUUACGGCAGACGCGGCGUUAAUAUCCCAUUACAUAUGGUCUGUGGGCGCAGGUUUGAAGCUAUCGACCCGCCGCUUCUCCACAGCGCGUCCUCGGCGGGGCUGGAGCGGACACAGCCGGGGACGCUGAGGAAUGCGGAGCCGGAAUUUAGUCUUUUCCAGCUCACCUGCGGAACUCUUCGCAGCGCAAACCAAAGUGCAUUAGAACUAGGACACCCAGACUGCACAAACACGGGGUCAGUAGGCUACAUAAGCUUCUCCGUGUCUUUUCAUCCUCCAGCCGACCGACGCAGCCGGUGAGCACGCGGGGCGCCAUGCUGAGGCAGAUCCUCCUAAACUCCACCGACUCCCCAGACUUCGACCUGGUGCUCAUGGCCCAGUCCACGCACGCCCCCUCCUCCCUGAACGCCUCCCACGGCGGUUCGGUGAGUGUGGCCGCUCUCCUGAGACCCACCACGGGGCGAGGGGGAGGAGGGCUCCGGGAGGGCGAGCUCCACAAACCGGACCUGAUCACCUACAUUGUCAUGUGCCUACUGCUCUUCCUACUGGUGCUGCUCAUUGUGUUCUUCAUCAACUGCCAGCUCCGGAACUCUUUUUUCGCCUCCAUGCCAUAUGACAGGUCGCUGAGAGAGGCCCGGACCUCCUACAAGUAGGUUAGACCCCCGGGACAAGUCUCUGGGACUUUGGGUCUUAAGUGAGGCUCUCGUGGGGAUUUAAAGGGACAGUUAACCCCCCAUAUCAAAAAUACAUAUUUAACCUCUAACCCGUAGUGCUUUUUAUCUUACUGGAUUGUUUUGGUUUGGAGUUCCCCAGUGUUAGAUAUAUCUGCUGUACAGAUGUCUCAAAUUUAAUAGAACGAGAUUGCACUUGGCUUGUGGUGCUCAAAGCGCCAAAAAAUACAUCUGAAAAACAGCAAUGUCUUAUUCCAGAAAGCUUGACCAAAUUACUCAAGAUAAU